Onychostoma macrolepis is the source of this 2385-nucleotide messenger RNA. It is a transcript of the gene prr33, whose product is annotated as proline rich 33. The coding region runs from base 226 to 2385 and encodes 719 amino acids. The transcript is spliced from 3 exons. Lineage: Eukaryota; Metazoa; Chordata; Actinopteri; Cypriniformes; Cyprinidae. The record is from RefSeq and is a predicted model, not a curated record.
GUAACGGACUCAGGUUUUUAUUUUUGGACUGCUAUGGAGCCUGUGCCUUCCAUUUGAAGGAAGGGGGAAUAGUUGAACUCAACAUGAGUGUCCCGUUCUGACAGUCCAAGCUGGGACAAGCAGGCAGCCGCCGGACACCCCUGAACAGCAGACAAACAGGGGACCUUGUCUGAAGUGUCUUCAACUGUCUUCUGUUACAGUCAUCUCUUGGGGGCUGAAGAUUUAAUGGCUGUCAAUAUUGGCAAUGUUGCCCAGGCAGGCCUGCUUUCCCAGCAGUACCCCCCACCUUUGUUUCCCAAACCUGGGAAAGAAAAUGUCCGGCUCCAGAAACUACUCAAGAAGACAGCGAAGAAAAAAGCUGCAGCCCAGGCCUCACAACCGUCGGUCCCCUUCCGCUCAAGCCUCUCUCCAGUAAAUGAAGCAAGCCCUGACCUGGAGCACAGUGAUCACUCAACUCCUCCUAAGACUCCAGAGACACCUAUCUACAUUGGCACGGUACACCCACGCUUCAACGUCAGACCACUGUAUCAGCAUGUGUCGUCUCCUUAUCCUCAUCACAAAGAAUUCACUUACGGCAAGACAGCAAGGUUUUCACCACAACCAUAUGCGGCUCCCCAACGCCUGUCUCCAGCAUUUCCAUACACAGCCUCAUCAGUACCAGGACUUGCCACACAUGCAACUGUUCCAGUCACUAUUCUACAAACUUCACAAAGAGUGGAAGUCAGCUCAAAUCUUACCAGUCAUGUAACCUCUAAAUCUCCAAGCCCUCAGCCAGCCACUUUGAAUGUUUCUAGAACAGCAAAACCAUUGUUUGAAGUUCCACAAAUCACCAAUUACACAGCAAAGACAGUAGGUGUGAGAACACCUCAUGCAUCACCAACAAGGAGUAAAACACCUACUGCAGAGUUACUGAAAGGCCCAGUGCCAACAUUUGAGGUUAGAAGGAUAGUGACACCAACAUCUGAAAUAAGAAGAGAAAGAACACCAACCAGAGAGAUCAGAAGGGUUAAAACACCAACAUUUGAAGUCAAGAGGAUUACAACCCCAACUUCAGAAAUUAAGAAAAGCCAAACUCCAACUUCUGAAGUCAAGAAAGAGACAAUUCCAUCUUCAGAAAUGAAAAGGGUCAGUACUCCUGCUUCAGAGACUAAACAAAAUGCAAUACUGACACCUGAGACAAAACGGGGUACAACUCCUACGCUUGAGGCAAAGGGGGCUACAACACCAACAAGAGUAAAGACACCAACAUUUGACUUUAUUUCAACAAAAACACCUUCAGGGCGUCCCAAGACACCUUCAGAUCAUGUGUCACGUGUUAAAGUAAAUGUGAUUGAGAUUUCAAGACCAAAUCCACUUUUAUUUGCUGUGUCUCCUGUGCACAUGGAGGGCAGAAGAUCCAAAACGCCAACCUCAAGUUUGACUGGUCCACACGAUGAAAUGUGUAAAAUAUCAAAUCAAGUGAAUGACACCAGUCAUACAGAAAUAUUACAAAAUGGGGACAUAGAUGUCAAAUCAACUGAACCAUUACAAGAAAAGCUGGAUAAGGCCACAGAAAACCUGUCAAAACUUGAGUCAUCAAAGCCAAAGACCCAAAUACAGGAAAGCCCAAAUGAGCAGCCAAAGCCUAAAACCCCAACGACACCCAAGAUUAAACCUGCACAGCCUGCUUUAUCCUCAGUUGGGUAUCAAAAAACGUUAUCUAGAGUUCCUCCAUUUGCAGGUCAAAGACCCAAAACACCAACAGCACCUAAAUCCAUAACAACUUAUUAUGGAUUGACUCCCUCUGAAUAUAUUGCCCAUGGAGGAAUAAAGAGUUACACACCCAGUUUUAGCAUUUCUACACCAACUGCACCACCAAGUGCAGAGACGACUCAUCUUCCAAAACAGGAACCAGUAGUACCUCAACCUGAUGUAAAUGUGACCAUGACGAAUGACAAAUCUGAGGUAAAGCCUAAAGAACAAGUUGAAGUCCAGCCACCUCAGGUUGGUGUUGUUAAAGAGGAAACCGCUGUGGUGGCUCCACCUCCAGAGGUUUCAAAGUUAGCAUCUGAGCCAGAAGCAAACUCUGUAAGGCACAUUCCCAAGUCAACUGUGCCAGAAUUAAAAGCAAAAAUUCCUGAUGUUAAAAUUCCAACUAUUGUGGUAUCUGUAGCUGACACACCACCAUCAAAAGCAAAAGCAGAGCCAAUAAGUACCGUGACACCAAGAGUUAGAACUCCAACCUAUGGAUCUCCCAGACUUUCCCAAAUGACACCAACCCCUCUAACUGUGAAGGUAACUCCGAAAUCUGAUAGUAAGGCUGUGCCAUUAUCUGACCAAGAUGUGGGAAAGCCAGCUCUUCAACGGUGUCAGAAGGUAAAGUUAAUGCCGAAACAACCAAAGUAA